GUGAAAGUGUUUUCAGGUAGCGGGUAAAAGUGAAACUGGCGUGUCCGGCGCUGUGGUAACCCCCAUGUGGAGCCCUCCGCAGCUGAGGUAGAGAUUCGAACUCGCGGUUUGGGACCUCGCAGGCUGACAAUGCCAAUGAGCCACCCGUGCCGGAGUUGCUGUGUUUGUGCGUGUUCUACGGAGUGUCGUCGCGGCAUGCUGCCGUGUUGGGCGGCGUGAGGCCCGCCCGGGACCCGGGGAUGUUUGCGGCGCUACUGGUGGUGAUGCUGUCCGGCCUCGGGGCGGCAGGCAGCCGGCUGGGAGCCAUGCUAGAGCCCAUCUACUGGAAUUCUUCAAACCCUCUAUUGUCCGGAUGGGGGUACUCCAUUACAGUCGAGCUGGAUGAUAAAGUGGACAUCGUCUGUCCCAGGGUCUUCAACCGUAGCAGACAGGACCCACAAUAUAAUACACUGUACCAGGUACAGGAGGACGGUUACGUGCACUGUGAUGCGUCCCAGGGGAAGAUGUUACUGAGAUGUGACAAACCGUUUCAGGACAACAGGUUCACCAUGCUGUUCCAGGAGUUCAGCCCCUCCCCCUUCGGUCUGGAGUUCAAACCAGGAAGGGACUACUACUACAUAUCAACCUCUACAUCAGAGCUGGGAGGUCUGGACAACAAAGUGGGAGGAAACUGUCGCAACGGCAUGAGACUCAAGAUUACAGUGAAUCAACAAACAAACAUCAUUCCCCCAGUGGAGAAUACGUCAGAGUCCAGUCACUAUGUGGUGGACCUCACACCCAACUCCAUACCCAGAGAAGACACACCAGAUCCUGGUGGAGGGGGGAGCAGCACCCAGGCUAACAGGCCAACUGAUGAGCUUCUGCGUCCGCCUGAUGCCAACGCUGGGACAAGAUUAAGACUAGACGUGACCGCGGCGGCCAUUUUCACCAGUCUCCAACUUAUUUUCUGCUUAUAGUCAAGUUCCAAAAUGUGAAUAGUUUAUUCAAACAAUGUAUUCAAGCUUCUAAAAGGUCCUCAAAGGACAUUCGAAAUGGCUUUGUAUGUAGGAAGCCAUUCAAGCUAUGAUUAAGAAUUAAGCUUUUCAUGUGGUGUCUUAUGAAAGAAAAUUUUUUUCUUCACUUUUAAAAGAAGUAUAAACCUGGCAGUGAGCUUAGCGCAGGCAAAAAACGUGCCAAUUUGUUGUAUAUUGACAAAAUUGUGAAAAUACUUACA
This is a messenger RNA of Branchiostoma belcheri (Belcher's lancelet), 1213 nucleotides long. Its product is annotated as ephrin-B2-like. The transcript has 6 exons. Gene Ontology annotation, biological process: axon guidance; ephrin receptor signaling pathway. Gene Ontology annotation, cellular component: plasma membrane. Gene Ontology annotation, molecular function: ephrin receptor binding. The record is from RefSeq and is a predicted model, not a curated record. Lineage: Eukaryota; Metazoa; Chordata; Leptocardii; Amphioxiformes; Branchiostomatidae. The coding region runs from base 240 to 956 and encodes 238 amino acids.